Messenger RNA from Morus notabilis, 321 nucleotides. RefSeq names its product mitotic spindle checkpoint protein MAD1-like. The record is from RefSeq and is a predicted model, not a curated record. The annotation marks the transcript as partial. Gene Ontology annotation, biological process: attachment of mitotic spindle microtubules to kinetochore; mitotic spindle assembly checkpoint signaling. The transcript has 3 exons. Gene Ontology annotation, cellular component: nuclear envelope; mitotic spindle; kinetochore. Lineage: Eukaryota; Viridiplantae; Streptophyta; Magnoliopsida; Rosales; Moraceae.
GGCCAUGGUGAUUUUUCUGCUGCAAAUACCAAAGUCUUGCGCAUGGUAAAUACUUUAGCAGUCGAUAACGAGGCAAAACAAACCAUAGAGGCAUUAAGAACUGAGCUACAAAAGACGAAAGAGAGGUUACAAGCCGUUGAAGAAUUGAAAAGUCAGUCGGGUGACUCUGGGAAACUAGUCGAUUCAUACAUUUCAGGGAAGAUAACACAGUUAAAGGAACAAAUUGCAACAUUAGAAAAACGUGAAGAAAGAUACAAGACCGUCUUUGCCGAUAGAAUUUCAGUGUUCAGAAGGGCAUGUUGUGAAAUUUUCGGUUACAAG